Molecule: messenger RNA, 8585 nt
Organism: Mytilus trossulus (common blue mussel)
Lineage: Eukaryota; Metazoa; Mollusca; Bivalvia; Mytilida; Mytilidae
Product: dynamin-binding protein-like
Exons: 19
Coding region: 108-5228 (1706 amino acids)
Biological process (GO): intracellular signal transduction
Cellular component (GO): cytoplasm
Molecular function (GO): protein binding; guanyl-nucleotide exchange factor activity
Source: RefSeq, a predicted model, not a curated record
CUCCCCUUAGUUGUGUUGCCUCAAAAAUGGCGAUUGUCAGUAAAACAAUAACACUGGAAAUAUUACAAAUGAAAACUGUUGUCCUCUGACCAUAGAAAGCAUCAAAGAUGAAGCCUAGUUCAUCAGAAUAUAUUGGCCAUUAUGUCAGAGCAGUUUAUGACUUUGAAACUCAACACCCAAAGGAAAUAAACUUAAAGAAAGGGGACAUAAUCAAAGUUACGAAAAUCAUUGACGGUAACUGGUUACAUGGAAUAAAUAGAAAUGUAGAGGGGAAUUUCCCCAGUAGUUUUGUAGAGAAGAUCUCCAUGCCUGUUGUGACUCCAGGACAAAUGGUAUUUGGUGCUAUUGAGAAUUUCCCAGCUCAACAAGAUGGGGAUUUGGAAUUCAGAAAAGGAAUGGUUAUAGAGGGUACAGAAAGAAUUGAUGAUAACUGGUGGAGGGGUAAAAUUGGAACACAGUCUGGAAUUUUUCCAACCACCCAUGUCAUAGAACUUGAAGUUCCCCAAGCUUUAAGAGAUAGAGCUGCAAGUGUGCAUUCUUCAGAGCCUAUGUUUGCCCAAGCUCUGUGUGACUCGGCAGCUCAAUUAGAUGAAGAAUUAGGCUUUCAUGCAGGGGAUAUUGUCACGGUUACGGAAAUUAUUGAUGACGACUGGUAUUAUGGAGAGCUUGGUGAUAAAAAGGGCAUUUUUUUGUCGUCUUGUGUUGAACUUAUGCAAGAUACAUAUGCAUUGGCUGAGCAUGCUGAGCACAACCAAUCAAAAGAAUCUUUACAAAAUACUAUAGACAAUUCAAAACUAUUAACAAGACAAACUGCUGUUGAUCAGCCAGUUUCUUUAAGUAACCCUGACAAAGUACAAAAGAUUGACAUAAAGGGAGGUAAUGUUGCUGAUGUGAAUGCAAACAUUAGUAACCAAACUGAAAGUUAUUCUGACUUUACCUCUGGACUUGAUGAAUCUUCUGAAUAUAACACACAAUUUUCCUAUACCAAUGAGAAUACAAGGAGUUUGGAAUCUUCUAUCUCACCAUAUGGAAUGACACUUUUUUCUUUUGUCGGAGAGUCACCAAAUGAAUUAUCCUUUAAUGAAAAUGAAAUUGUUUAUCUAAUACAACAUGUGGAUGGGCAGUGGAUCGAAGGACAAAUUGAUGAUAAAAUAGGAAUAUUUCCUGCAAAUUUUGUAUCCAUUGUCGUGGAUUGCCCGUAUGCUUAUGACAUUGAUCAAGAUAUAAAUGAAACAGAAGAAAUUGAAAGUAUCGCAAUGGGUAUUGAAAAUGAAAGCUCUCCUCAAAAUUCUGUUACCAUUGGUGAUGGUUUUAGCCAAAGACUUAAAACUGAGAUUGAAUUGUCUCCCCUUGAACAAUAUGGUCUAGUUUUAUAUGACUUCACAGCAGAAGUUGAUGGCGAUUUAUCAGUGUUUGCUGGAGAAACAUUAGAAAUUGUGAACAAUGUGGAUAGUAAUUGGGUUCAAGCUAAAAAUGACCAUGGGAAAAUUGGCAUGAUUCCAAAACAAUUUUUAGACAUUGUUGAUGAGCCUCAAAAUCUACCGCCAUGUGAUACCAAAAUUAUUUCAAGUAGUGAUAGUGAUUUUAGUUCAAAGAAAUGUGAUUCAAAUAUCUGUGAUAAAUCGGAACCAAAAAGUGUAGAAAUUGAUGCACAAUUAAGUAAACCUAAAAAAAAUGAUGUAGGUCCAAAAAAAGAACCUUUACCUUCAGAGAUUUACAAAAUACCAACUUACACUCCAUGCUCAAAAACUGGAUCUUUUAGAAAGCCUUCUCUUCCCACGAAACCUAAACCAAGUCUUGCCCCAAAGCCUAUUCUUAAACCAAAACCAUUGAGUCCAAAACCUGUAAGUGUUUUAAAAAAUAAAUCUGGUCCGAGCAAAACAGUCAAUAGUGCAACUACAAUAACAACAACAACAGCAAAGGAUGACCAGAGUCUAAAUAAGUCUUCAGUAGAAAGAUUCGUGACAGAAAAUGAAGCUGCUAGUCAAAUUCCAAAAUCUAAGUCAUCGACUGAUGUAUCUAUUUUGAAAAAUGGAACAAAAAAUGAGGAAAAUCGCAUUUCUAUUGACUGUUCAGCAGCUUUUGGCGAAAUUGAUUCAAUCGUGAAUACAGAAAUGGAAAAAGAGAUUAAAAAAUCUUCCAACAUUGAUUUCAAUGAAUCUGGGGAAAACAGAAUUGCCGAAAUAAAAAACAAAAGAACUGUGUCUUUCAGCAAACCAAAUCAUAUUGAAAAUAAGAAGAGGCAUUCUGUUAAUUUUCCGUUAUCUAAUUUUCGUACCAUGGAUUGUGGUAUGAAUAAAAGAAGUAAUAGACAAUCAUUGGCUAUUCCACUAAAGCCGCAAAUUGAACAAAAAAGUACCAAAGUUGGGUAUUCAACAUUUUUCACUGAUUUUUCUUCAGAGGAAAUUUCACCAGUGAAAGCUGUUCCAAUGAGAAAACCACCCCCUCCUCCACAAAAAACAGAAUCAUUUGAUUUCACUAGGAAACCGUCAUUGCGGAAGCCACCACCUCCACGACCUUCAGUCCCUAAAGAUAGACCUCUGUCUCCACCGAGACCUGAAGAAGGGCCUGUACCAACACAGAAAUCUAAAAAGGCAGAGAAAACAAAGAAAAAUCAAGAAAAGAGACCUAGACCACAUAUAACACCAACAAGGCCAGCACCACAGCGCCCAGUGCCUGGACAACCUGCCCGACGACCACCACCCAAACCACCUGUGUCUGAUAAUUUGAUGUCGUUUAGUCCAACAAAAGAAGAGCCUGAUGAUACAAACUUUGAAAUUAUAGAAGAUUUGAAACAAAGAAUAAAAGAAGUGGAAACAGACCUAGAGCGAUACAAGAAGAAUAAAGAAGAGUUAGAAAUUCAGCACACAGAAGAUGGAAACAGUUCAGAAGUUCAUGACAAUAUAGAAUUUUACAUUGCUAACAUUGAGGGGCUAACAAAUGAGUUAGACAGUCUUAAAGAAAAUCUUCACAAAGUUUUACCAAGCUCAGAACUGGAUGAAGUAGCCAGAAAAAUGGCUGAGGAAGAAAAAAAGAAAGAAGAAGAACAGAGAAAAGAAGAAGACAGAAAGAAAGCAGAGGAACAAAAGAUAAAGAGAAGAGAAAAAAGAGAGAAGGUUAUAGACGAGCUGAUACAAACAGAAAGAGAUUUCCUUCAUGGACUACAUCUGUGUAUUGAGACUUUUGUUAGUCCAACAGCAGACAAGUGCCCUGAUGUAGAUGUAGAAGCAGUAUUUGGUAACAUAGAAGAUGUGGCUGACGUCUCACAAAGACUCCUCACUUUGUUAGAGGAUGCUGUUAAUGGAAAGGAUUUUGAAGAUCAGUUAUUAGGAUCUUGUUUUAUCAAACUUAGUGAAGAUAUGAAGAAUGCUUAUGCCCCCUAUUGUAGAAAUCAUGAUGAAGUUAUAUCUAUUCUUGAAAAGUACAGAGAUGAGCCUUCAAUCAAGCAGUAUUUUACUGGAAAGUUGAAUGAAUUACGAGAACAAAUUGUUGUAUUUGACCUUGAAGCUUUACUAAUCAAACCUGUACAGAGAAUUCUCAAAUACCCUCUGUUGCUCAAUGAGCUGAUUAAGAGUACAGAAGACAGCCAUGAAGACAAGUUGGAGGUUUUGAACGGUAUUAACGCCAUGACAGAUGUGGCUGCCGCCAUUAAUGAAUACAAACGUAGAAAAGAUCUGGUUUUCAAAUAUAAGAGGGAAACAGACCAAUCACUUGGUGAUAUGUUGGGCAAGCUUACUUUACACACUUUGAAAAAGAAAGGAAGUCGGUUUAAAGGGAGACUAUCCACUAAUCUUGGAAUUUCUCCACAGACCAAAGAUGAAGAUUUUGACAAGGAGGAAAUAAAGUUUAGAGAAAUGGAGAAAACUGUCAAAAUAUUUACAAAGGACGUACAGACUUACAUGGAUAGUUUACAGGAAUCAUAUAGCAGUCAUGAAGGGUUAGUGAUAGACUUGGUAGAUUUCUAUGACGAGAAACCCUGUCCUGAUGUCACAAAAUACCAGAGGCUCUUCAAAAUUAUUCAGGAUAAAUACCUUCCAGAGUUUACUUGCACAGUAGCUGAAAUUGUUGUUGUACCCCUCAGCAAACUAAUGGUAUUCUUUAAUGGUCCAAAUAAAGUGAUACAAAAAAGAUAUGAUAAACUUUUAGAUUACGAUUCUAUGCAGAGGAAAGAGGAAAAGGGAUCUGAGAAAUCUCUGCAGGCAGCCAAGAUUACCUAUGAAGCUUUAAAUGCACAGCUCCUGGAUGAACUGCCAAAGAUGUACAGUCUGUCAUUUAAACUGCUGAAGGAUUGUAUCAGUACAUUUAUCAGGGCUCAGAGACAAUUUAAUACCAGUAUAAUGGACAGUAUGACAGAAAUCAUAGAUAUGCCGCUGCUAUUACAAACAGAAGGUACUGUUGUUGACAGCUUUAACAUCCACCAUGUGGCCAUGAUAGACAAAAUGUCUUUACUACGCAUAAUACCAAAAGGCUUUAAUCCUAAGAUGGAAACAUUAGGGAAACCAGUGGUAGGAAAAGCGACAGACAAGAAAUCCAAACGGAUGUCAAUGGACACUUCUUCUCUACUGCCUUCACCUGUUCCAAGUACUGCACAAAGUGAUAGUCAACGAGUGUUUGUACAACAGAAGUACCCAGCAGACAAACUGUACCAUGUGACUUCCACCUACACAGCCACUGACUUAAUGGAUCUUUCUGUAGCGGAGGGAGAUUCUGUGGGCUUGAUCAUGGAUAAAGAUCCAAUGGGAAAUAAAGAUCGAUGGUUUAUUGAUAAUGGUGCUGCAAAAGGUUUUGUUCCUAAAACAUUAUUAAAACUUCAUAGCCAGGCAACCACAUCUUCAUCUCAGAGCUUAUACCCAUCCAUGGAUCAGACUCCUGUGUUGGCAGCAGAUGAAACAAGCAAUGUGAUUGAUCAGAAAUCUGAAUUGUCUUCUCCACAUGUUUCUGUAUCAGACUAUUCCAUUGAACAAAAUUUAUCCAAUCAAAAUGAAGAGGAUGAUGAGUUAGAUUUUGCUUUAGAUGAAGAUAUGAGUCCAAAUAUAUCAUCAGAAGAGUUUUACUAUGCAGCAUUCCCGUUUGAAGCUAGAAAUGGCAAUGAAAUAUCUAUGUUUGAAGGCCAGGUGGUUACAGUAUUGAUUAAACAUGACCAAGAAAAUAAUAUUGAAUGGUGGUAUGUGGAUGCUGAUGGAGUCAAAGGUUAUGCACCUGCCAAUUAUCUUCAGCCAAUGAAAUGAAAGAAUAAAUCACAUUUUGUAUAGCAGAAUGUAAUCUCUACCCAAUGAAAUGAUAGCAGAUUUCAGAUUUAGCCAAUGGAAAGACAGAAGAUUGAAGACUUAGCCAAAGAAUGCCAGAAAAUUUAAAAAUUUAGCCAAUGAAAUGCCAGAGAAAAUAAGAUUAAGCCAAUGAACUUCAGUCGAAAUGAGGCUAAGUAGCAUCAUCUCAUUUGAUGUCAUUCAAAUGUUGCAAAUACUUUAAAUUCAUACAAACAUAGCAAAUAAGUAAAUGUGAUAUCUAUGUUGUUGUCACGUGUCAGAGAAAAGAGAGUGAAGUUGAAAAAAACAUUUGUGUUCACUGUUAAAAUAGUAAAAGUAAUGUUUGUUAUGUGUUUGUGUCUUCCAAAUAUAUGUAUUGAUAAAUGGCUGUGAUUGUUUGAAUUUUUAUUGUAUAUGAAAAGGAAUAUAACUUUGACUAGCUUAAAAAACCAAUACAGAACAACUAGUGCUUUAAAGUCAUAUAAUACUUGCAAAUUUUAAUAGCAGCUUUCUUCUGUACAUUUUUUGUGUGUAUAUUUUGAAUUUGCAUUUAUAAAUUUUUUUUGAUACUGGUAUAAACAUUAAUUAAGGAAAGGGCUUGUUUGUUAAGACAUUGUUGUCUCAUGCCGAAUUUGAAAAAGUCCCAAUUUUGUUGUUUAUUGUAGCAUAUUUUGGCAUAUUGUUUUUAUGCCUUUGCAUUGAAAACAUUUACAGGAAAUUGAAAGUACUUAUUCUAAACCCCAAUAAUGCAAAUUGAUAAAAUCAGGACAUAUAUGUAUUCUGCUUAGCUGUCACACCAUUAAAAAGAAUCCUUUCUUGCCUUGUAAUAUUUUUUCGUUAAUGAUGCUGCUUUCAUAAGCUUCCCAUGACAUUUUGCCUUUCAAUGAGAUUACUUAUAAACUGUGAUGUUCAUGCAAUUAGCAACUUAUAAAUACAUCUCCCAUUGUGCCAUGCGUCACAUAGGGCGUGAAGUGUAGUUUAGUAAGUUAUUUUUCUAUGUAGGGUUUUGUUUUGCAUAAUAUUUGAAAUGGAUUUUUGUUCACUGGUAUAUGAUGAGUCCAAAUAUAAGAUUUAAAUUAUUUGUUUAUCAACUAAUACAAAAAAUAUGUAUUAUUUACGGAUCGUUAAGGUUUAUAUGUAUAUAUAUUAUAUAUAUCAGACCUUCAUAACUUGAAUGUUAAUGUAUGUGCCCAUUUUAUACCCUUAUCAAUCAUGUAAUUUAUUGUUUUACUCCAAGUCUAACUGAUGUGAAAAAAUGUAUGAUUGUGAAAGAUCUUCAUCAAAAGUUUUUUUCUUCUUUUUUUAUGUAAAUUGUUGUUAAAAUUUGAAAAUUGUGUGCGUAUUAUGAUGGGGUUGAUGGCAAAGCUUAAAAAGUCAUGCCAGAACCUAAUGGGUAUUCAAGGCUGUAAAACACCCCAUAGAAGUGGUACUUAGGCAACAUUUCUGCCUUCUUGCAUCACAAUUGUUCUUGGCCAUGUUGAACUUCCACCUGUUUAAAAGUCUUGACAUAAGUUGCCUAACCUUGCCCAAAUUCUUUAACAUGUUUAACCAGGGAUUAGUUUUGUACCUGCUAUUUAGAUUUUUUAUCAGAGUGAUUUUUUGUGGGUUUCCCCACACUUUAAAGUUUUAUGUAGCUGGUUCUGCUUUUAUUAUUUGCAGCUGGGAGGUGACACACAAGUACAUCUUCAAUGAAAAGACAUUUUUGUUGAUUGCUUUUUUUUAACCAAAAAUACCAUAUUAAUGCAACUCCCACACAUGUUAAACAUAGAAUAUCUUUUGCAAGAUAAUGUAAUUGUAGAUUUAAUACUUUCACAGUUUAUUACAUUAAUCGAACAUCAAUGUAGUGCAUCUAUUUAUCUAUUUAUAUUAAAAUUUGUAUUUGUAGUAUUUAUCCCAUGUACUUUGUUUUCAAGAUUAUCAUUCCAUUCCCUAUUGUUUAAUUAUAUUAACUGAUAUAAAUUUGAUUUUCUUAUAAACAUUCCAAAAAACAUUUAAGUUUUACUGAUUUUUGUUUCACCUUGACUGAGUCAAAAAGCUAUAUACAUUAAGGUUUGCUGUUUCAGAUUUAAACGGCAUUGAAUUCAAGAAUGUAUUAGUUUGGGAUUAGGUCAGUUUAUUUGAAAUAAAUAGUUAUAUCAAUGAUUAAUGCACUUAUAUUAGCAUCUAAUUUUAAUGGAGAUUAUUUGGCCCUGCGCUCAGCCAUGGUCUAUUGACUUUUAAACUUUUGCUUACUUUUUAUGUAUUAGUUUGUAAUAAGGUUCAGUCAAAGAGAACAUUUGUAGUAGGUCAAUGAUAUUUGGUAUGCAGAGAUUUUAUAUCACCAGCCCAGUAGUCAGCACUUUUUGUGCUGACAUGAAUUAUCAUUGAUAUGGUUAUAUUUAUAAAUUAACUGUUUACAAAAUUUUGAAUUUUUCAAAUACUAAGGCUUUUCUACCUCAGGCAUAGAUUACCUUAGCUGGAUUUGGCAAAACUUUUAGGAAUUACGGUCCUCAAUGCUCUUCAACUUCGUACUUUAUUUGGCCUUUUUAACUUUUUUUGGAUUCGGGCGUCACUGAUGAGUCUUUUGUAGACCAAACGCGCGUCUGGCGUAUAUAAAAAAAUUAGUCCUGGUAUCUAUGAUGAGUUUAUGCAUAAGCAUUGACAUACCUCAUAGAUAAUUGAACCCUCAGUCAAUGGUCUGAUGACUUUGAAUGCUCUGCAUAGUUUACAUGUUAAAGUUUGUAUUAGAACAGGGUAAAUUGGAUAAGAUCAGAAUUUCAAUGAAUAAAAAAAGAUGUCUGCUGUUGAAAUAAAUCAUGUUUCUUAUAUUGAUUCAUAUACCUAACUCUAUUAUUUUAUCAUUAAAGUUUAACAUGGUGAGUUAAUAUACAUAAUAAGAGGAAAAGUGCAAUAUCCAUGUUUCAUGUAGCUUUGUUUAAGUAUAGGUAAUGUCUUUGUUUUUAUUUGUUAUAUUAUUGCACAUAAUUGAAUAUUUUUAUGAUUUGUAUUUUGUGUUUUGAGCAUUUACUAUGUUUUUAAGAAUACACCGUCAUUAGAAUAACACUGGAAAAGGCCAUGAGUAUAGGGUUUUUCAUUUUCUUCUUCCGUAAAUGUUUAUCAUUUUUUAAAGAUCAGUUAAAUAUAACAUCUUUUGGACCCAGUUGGAUAAUGUCUCACCUUCAAUCAUACCAUAUAUUUAUUUAUAUUGAAACCAAUGUUAACUUGGUCCACCGAGGACUGUGAUAAAAUUGUGAAAAUAUCUCCUCUAGUUAAUUUGAUCUUAAAUGAAAAUCAGAGAAAAAACAUGAAAAUUAAUCACAUGGUAGGGUUUGUCCUAGAAAUGAGGAAACAAAAACUCAC